This is a messenger RNA of Diplodia corticola, 801 nucleotides long. RefSeq lists its product as uncharacterized. Bases 1 to 801 code for a protein of 266 amino acids. The record is from RefSeq and is a predicted model, not a curated record. Lineage: Eukaryota; Fungi; Ascomycota; Dothideomycetes; Botryosphaeriales; Botryosphaeriaceae. The transcript has a single exon.
AUGACCUGCGAGUCUCUCUUUGGCACGCCUGCUGCCCCGCCCGCCCCCCCGGUUGUGAGCACCAAGGAUGAUGCACAAUCCGAGGCAGGGCUUAUGGCUAUCUCAGGCAGUGGAGACUUGCUUCUGCGCGUGAAGGAGGACGACGACCAGGAGGGAUUCCUGUACCGUGUCGAGUCCGGUCGCCUCCGUGCCGCGUCUUCAUAUUUUGAGAAGCUUCUCAGUGGCAGCUUCAGCGAGGCUGCCAACGUUGCCGUUCACCAUGAGCGUCUCCGCAACCAGUACUCGGCCAUGGCAGACGUGCCUGCUGACGAGCUCCCCGAAGUGACCAUCGUCGACAUUGGAAGAAUCUCCAAGGUCAGCACCAUCAAGCUGAUCACAGCCGACUUCCUUCGCGCUCUCCACGACCAGGCUCUCGGAAAUGGAAAAGAUGCCCCGCCCGUCACGAACAUGGCCAACCUCACAAUUGUCGCCGACCGUUUCGACGCCCUUGCCACAUUCGCGCACUUUGUACAUCGGAGGAAAUACUUGCAGAUGAUAGACACAAAGACAAAAGGCAAGCCUGCUGCAAGCUUACCAGAGGAGCGCGUGCGGCAAAAGCUCUUGAUCGGUGCGCUUUUGGACUACCCACCGUGGGUCAAGCUGUACAGCAAGCGGCUGAUACUGGGUGGUUCUGAACGGUGGAACAAUGACGCUAUCGAUGAGUCCGAGAGCGCGCUAUGGUGGGAUGUCCCGGCCGGUAUUGAAGGUAAGAACUGUCUCGACAAGGAUCCGUCUCAAGACGCGCCCAUCGAAGGCUCGUAG